AUGUCUGGUUUUGCUAACCUGGUACUGCUUAUUGGACCUUUGACAAAAGAGGAUAAGGUCAUUGGCUUCUGUGUACGGUGUGGUAGUUUGGAUUGGAAUCCAUUAAAGGCAGAAAGGUUGUUUGUUAAGAGAGUGGGAGGAAAGGAGGUAGAUUUUAUAGAGUUUUGGUUAAUGUCAUGGGUAAGAGGGAAGAUGGGACAAUCACAAGAAGAACGAGGGUUGAAGCAUCAGCAGUUCUGGUACAAAUACACCUUAUUGUUCUUUUACUUGUUCAAUUUCUCUUUUGAUGGAUGGAUAGUUCGUUCAAGAACAAAAUUGAUGAAUGUUUUGAUUGGGAGAGGGAAGCCUCGAGAAGCCCAUUCUGUUUUCAACAAUUUAAUAGACGAGGGUCACAGGCCAACUCUUAUAACAUACACAACCCUUGUAGCUUCCUUGACUCGGCAAAAACAUUUUAAGUCCAUACUCCGACUCAUCUCUAAAGUGGAAGAAAAUGGCAUGAAACCUGAUUCUAUACUCUUCAAUUCCUUAAUCAAUGCAUUUUCUGAAUCUGGAAAUAUGAAGGAUGCCAUGAAACUCUUCCAGAAAAUGAAGGAGAGUGGAUGUAAGCCCACAAUGAGCACAUUUAACACCCUUAUCAAAGGAUAUGGGAAUGCUGGCAAGCCGGAAGAAGCUUUGAAAUUACUGGGGUUAAUUUUGCAGGAUGGAAGCGUGAAACCAAGUCAAAGGACAUAUAAUAUUCUUGUUAGAGCCUGGUGUAACAAGGAAAACAUGGAAGAAGCUUGGAACAUGGUGUACAAGAUGGUGGCAUCUGGCAUGCAACCAGAUGUUGUCACAUACAACAUACUAGCAAGGGCUUACGCAGAGAAAGGAGAGACAAGCAGGGCUGAAGAAAUGAUACUGGAAAUGCUGAACAAGAGAGUAUCACCCAAUGUGCGUACUUGCGGCAUCAUUGUCAAUGGCUAUUGCAAAGAAGGUAAUAUGGUUGAAGCUUCAAGGUUUGUGUACAGAAUGAAGGAGCUUGGAGUGCUUCCUAAUCUCUUUGUUUUCAAUUCUCUCAUCAAAGGAUUUCUCGAUACCAUGGAUACCGAAGGAGUUGAUGAGGUACUGACAUUGAUGGAAGAAUAUGGGAUAAGGCCAGAUGUUGUAACAUUUAGCACAAUCAUGAAUGCAUGGAGUUCAGCUGGGCGUAUGGACAAAUGCAAAGAGAUCUUCAAUGAUAUGGCGAAGGCAGAAAUAGAACCGGACAUUCAUGCAUUCAGUAUCCUUGCAAAGGGUUAUGUGCGAGCAGGAGAACCCGAGAAGGCAGAGUCAGUCCUGUCUUCCAUGGGAAAAGCCGGCGUGCUUCCAAAUGUUGUAAUCUGCACCACCAUCAUCAGUGGAUGGUGCAGUGCUGGAAAAAUGGAGCAUGCAAUGAAGGUUUACGAGAAAAUGUGUGAAAUUGGCGUUUCCCCCAAUUUGAAAACCUAUGAGACCUUGAUAUGGGGAUAUGGUGAAGCAAAGCAGCCAUGGAAAGCAGAAGAACUGCUGCAAGUUAUGGAAGAGAAGGGUAUCUCUCCUAAGAAGAGCACCAUGCAGCUAAUAGCAGAUGCAUGGCGUGCCAUUGGUUUGCUGGGUGAAAUGGAGAGAAUUACAAAAAAUGAUGAAGAUCAGGAGCUUAAUGCAGAUAGAAAGAAAAAUGGCAUCCCUUCAGAGAGAUUGGAAGGGAUUUAUAAAGACCAAAACCUUUCUGCGUCUUAUUCUAAGCUGUGGCAGAUACCUGGGGAAGUUACAACCAAUCAAAAUGGAUCAUCUUCUGUUAAAAUGAGAACCCAAAUGAUUCUCAAGGCUUAUAGGUCUUCAUCUGAGUCUCCAUGGACAGAAUCUUGUGCAUAA
Dovyalis caffra is the source of this 1872-nucleotide messenger RNA. NCBI's taxonomy places the organism in Eukaryota, Viridiplantae, Streptophyta, Magnoliopsida, Malpighiales, Salicaceae. The record is from the annotation of a GenBank genome assembly.